CAAUCUCCAUCAAUAAUGUCUCACAGCAGCAUAGAGAUGGAACCAUCCCAUGGUAGCAAUGGGGCUGGUGUCAAGAUCCAAAAAUCUCGAUCCCAGAUGGUCUUGCGCAAGGCCGUCACACUAUCCUUUAAGGACCUAUCCUAUGAGGUCACUCACAAGAAAAAGAAGAUGACACUACUGAGGAAUAUCAAUGGAAGCGUGGCACCAGGUGAACUGGUGGCUGUGUUUGGACCCUCAGGCUCUGGAAAGACCACUCUACUCGAUAUCCUGGCCAACAGAAAGGAGACAGGCCACAUUGAAGGCACAGUGCUGAUUAAUGGUGCGCCUUUCGAUGAUGACUACAAACGUCUUUGUUCCUACGUGGUGCAAGAAGACAUCCUGCUGCCUACUAUGACCGUACGUGAGACACUGCGCUUCUACGCCGACCUCAAGCUACCCACCAGUUGGACGAACCGUGAGAAGAGUGAGCGUGUCAACUCUGUGCUCGAACAAAUUGGACUGACACAUCGUGCUGACAUGAAGAUCGGUGGAAUGUUGCCAGGUGGAAUCCAUAUCCGUGGCCUGUCUGGUGGAGAGAAGCGUCGUGUCACCAUUGGAUGCUCCCUCGUCACUUCGCCAUCGAUCAUGUUGCUGGAUGAGCCCACCUCUGGCCUGGAUACAACCUCUGCCAUGGCCGUAAUGCGUACACUGGUCGAACUUACACAGGAUAAGAACGUCACAGUAAUCUGCACGAUCCAUCAACCUCGAUCAGAGAUUUACAAGCUGUUCACCAAGGUACUGGUGCUGACAGAGGGUCGUUUGGUGUACUACGGAUCGGAACCGGUACAGCACUUCAUCGCGCUGGGCUAUCCAUUCCCCGAGCAGACUAAUCCUGCCGAUUACAUUCUGGACGCAGUCACACAGAUCAAGGAAUCGAAACUGGCAGACGAUAUUGGAGACCGCUUGGCUGCUGACUAUUCGAAUCAAGUGCAGUUGGUGAUCAACGAGUUUGGAGUCGGUGCCGACACUGUCAAGACAUCACGACGCUAUACGACCUCAUCGUACAAUGUCGGACUGUUCAGUCAAUUCGUCGUACUAUUGAGACGCACUGGAUUGGAUUUCUAUCGUAACCCUUCCAACUCGAUCAUCCGUUUCAUUGUUGCUGCUUUUGUUGGGCUUUUGUUUGGAGCCUGCUUUGCCAACCUAUCCAUGACACCCAAGGGUGCUCAGAGCCGUGCCGCCGUACUCUUCUACCUGGUUAUCAACAUGGUUCUGCAGCCCUUCGCCUCCAUCAGUCUUUUCAUUUCAAAGCGAACACUGUUCAACGCCGAGCGUGCAGCCAAGCUCUACCACACUCUACCCUACUACCUGGCCUUGAUGUUCUUUGAGUGUCUGGCCUGCGUGAUCACCGCCUUUAUCCUAGGAACAAUCGCCUACUGGUUCAGUGGACUCAACCCUGGUGUUGACAACUACUUUUUCUGUAUGGCCAUCCUAGUGCUGGCACACUUUGCUGGCGACUUCUUCAUCCUAUUCAUCUCAUGUAUGACGAUCCAAGUGGACUCCACGUUUGCCAUUGGUGCCGGUGUCACCACAGUCUACCAGUUGUUUGCCGGCUUCUUUGUGACGAUCAACGAGCUCCCCAUCUCCUUUGCCUGGCUGCGCUAUAUCAACUUCAUCUACUACUCCUUCGAGGCCAUGAUGGCCAACGAGUUUGAGGGCACCACCAUUAAUUGUGGCGGUCCUCCUGGCUCUUGUCCCACCGGCGAGGAUAUUCUCGAGAUAUUUGGCAUGCGUCAAGCCAGGAAGGGUAUAGACCUAGCAAUCGUCGCCUCUUUUGCCACAGCGUUCUUCUUCAUCGUAUACAUUUGUCUGCACUUCCUUCACAGAGAGAAGAGAUAG
Molecule: messenger RNA, 1878 nt
Organism: Acytostelium subglobosum LB1
Lineage: Eukaryota; Evosea; Eumycetozoa; Acytosteliales; Acytosteliaceae
Exons: 1
Cellular component (GO): membrane
Molecular function (GO): ATP binding; ATP hydrolysis activity; ABC-type transporter activity
Source: RefSeq, a predicted model, not a curated record